CUAUGUUGACACCGGCAAUAAAUGUCGUGGCCUAUGACGAAGUCUAGGUGAGAACUAUGGCAUUCUAAUUAGCCCUGCUUGGUUUGGCUUUAGAAAAUUAUUCGUAACAGGGUCAAGAAACGUACUCCGUUGAGACUGACAAUUGCUUGAUGAAGCUAGAAGUGUUCCGCAUUCCAAGCUGAUCUGUCCGAAAACGGCUGCACCUAACACAAAGGAGUUCGCCAUAACAACACAUUAGUAUUAUGAGACUAAUAUUCCUUGGUAUACUACUGACUAUGUAUUAGAAUUGGCUAGAAUUGAAGACGUUCGUCUAGUUGACGGCGUAUACAUAACGCCGUGUCUGUUAGGCCUUUCCUUAGCUCACUACUAUACCGAUGGCGCACGAAAGUGGCCCUAUUCGGAACAUAGGAUUUGCACCAGACCUGCCAUCCUCGCCAUGGGCGACACGAUUUCCUAGCAAAUUGGGGCUGAUAUCAGGGAAAAGUGUGAACCAUUCUGCACUCGUUCCGUUUCCAAGGGUAGACGAUCCAGUAUACUAUGACCAGGAUCCCGUCGGGGAGCAUCCCCGUGAUGAUGCAGAACUAGAUAAAGGCUUGAUUUCCGAGGUUUUUCAGAGGAACAAUCUCAUGGGGUUAUUGACAUGGGAAGCCGCAGUGAUCAAUCGCCACCUCUUCUUCUCUCCGGGCGCUGGUCCUAUAUCUGGGGGUCAUCAACUAAUAGACAAGCAACCAAGCGGUGACGCAGCUCUAGGAACGAACGAGGAAAGGAAUUUUUCGGUCUAUCAACGCGAAAGGAUCAAAGUCGACGAAACGAAAUGGUUCCAUUUCCUACGAAAAGAUAGGUGGUUCGAUUGGUCUGGAUUUGAUUCGGACUUCUCGAAGCAACAGAGGAGACACUGGAGUGUAGAUGACCCGAAGAUUUGGGAAUUCCUCAGAGUUAGCCUUGAAUUAGCGAAUCGGAUGCUGAAAUCACUAAUAAUGGACAGAAAUGAAGGGGCUACAAACAUUAUUGUUCGGCCCACUAGAGUUUUGGACAAAUUUCAAAGACAUAUUUGCUCCGCCUCCAUUCGGUAAAUACGACACGAUUUUAAUGACUUAUUCUUUCUCACAGGAAGUUUUCCAAAAAAGGGGUCAACCUUUCCCAUAUGAUAAUUUUGAUACAAGCCCAAGUAAUGAAUGGGAAACCAAGCUAGAAUCGCUUCUAUCUCGACUUGUUUCUUCAUUUGCGGACAUGCCUACCGUA
This is a messenger RNA of Xylaria bambusicola, 1242 nucleotides long. RefSeq lists its product as uncharacterized. The record is from RefSeq and is a predicted model, not a curated record. NCBI's taxonomy places the organism in Eukaryota, Fungi, Ascomycota, Sordariomycetes, Xylariales, Xylariaceae. The transcript is spliced from 3 exons. The coding region runs from base 375 to 1073 and encodes 232 amino acids.